UCGAAGCGGGCAUAGAUACGGUCGGCAAAAAAGCUUCUUUAAGUAAGUUUGGAUAAGGGCAGCGUCAGAAGCGUAUUCAGCGAGCAUUUUGACCAGUAUGAGUGUGGAGGCGUUGUCGAACGAGGUUGAGAAGCUUGGCCUGAACACUGAAGGCACAAACGGUGUCUUGUCGAACGAGAAACAAUUCCCGCUCGUUGCGCUCCCGACCCUAGUGGCAUACCUUCCACACGCUGAUCGAGUGUCCCUGCUCCAAUGCUGCAAAGCUUGGUCACGUCCAGUGGCGGAAGCUAUGUACGGAGCGCCGCUCCUGCAGUCUUUCGAUUCCUUCGAGCGCCUCAUGACGCUCCUGAAUACCCCAUUGCCCGCUCAUCCUUACCCUGAACUCAUCCGAGAACUCGACAUUGGAAGUUCGGCCGCCGACAAUCUUUACAUGGGUGAUUUGGAUGCGACUCUGGGGUCUUGCCCAAAUCUGGAGGUGUUCAGACUGGAGAACUGCUUCCAUAUCUCCAACAUCUUGGUCCGAUCGCUUGCGGCCCACUGUCCGAAUUUGAAACAGGUCGAUCUUCCAGGAUGCCCAAUCUCCGACUCCUUCAUUCCCACUUUGAGCAAAAGCUGUCGCCAAAUCGAACGCCUAGACUUGAGCUUCACAAAUCUCACGAUAGCCUCCCUUCAUGCCAUCAUAAUCAAUUGCGAAAAUCUGAUACAGCUCGAUCUGUCGGAAUGCCGUCCGCUGGAGGAAGACGUGAACCUGGAUUUCUCGUCAAAGCCCUUCAGCAGACCCCUCCAGCUCCUGAAUCUUCGCAACACACCCGUGACCGACGAUCUGUUGAGGUUUACCGCCACGCACUGUCCGGAGCUCGAGGAUAUUAUCUUGGAGUCCUGCAUGGAGUUGACGGACGAUGCCCUCAUCAAAGUCGCCAGCAGCUGCCAGAAACUGCGACGAUUGGAUGUCUCCUUCUGUGAUAACAUCACGGACUUGUCGCUUCAAGCGCUCGCCAUGCGCGCCGCCUACACGAAAAAGGGCACGUUGGAAGAGCUAUACCUGGCGGCAUGUGACAACAUCACCCCGCCUGCCUUGCAUCACCUGGCCCAGCAGUGCGCGAAACUUCACACGUUGGUGUUGGACGGAUGCGAGCGGUUGAUGGGCACCUACGUCCAAUCCUUCGCCACGCAACCCGCCGACGACCUAGAAUGCAUGCUAGAAGGCGACGCGAUCCGCAGAUUCGCCGCCCACGUCCCCGGAACCAACCCCGUCACCCCACCCGCGUCCCCUAGCCGUGCAAACACCACACCCGGCAUGACCUAUAAAGUCCAGGUCAGCUACGCCACAAAGUUCGGCGAGUCCGGGGAAAGCGGCAACGGUUGGGCUUCGACACGUAACACCCAGGGAACCCCCGAUCGCGACCCUGCCGCUCUGGCCGCCGCUGCGUUGGAAGCUGCGCGUUUGCAAGGCCCCGCAGCGAAUUACACGUCGCCGCCGGUGGGCAACGUCGUGUCGACGCCGUACAGGAGCCUGUCGCGCAAGACGUCCAGGAGCAAUCUGCGCAGGUUGUCGAGCAUGAGCUUGGCGGAGGCGUAUGCGGAAGCGGAGGCUGUGAAGCAGGAGCGGCAGGAGAAGAUCAGGGAGAAGAGGAGGUCGAGGUCGUAUGGAUAUUCGUCGUUUUCUAUGGGAGAUUACGACGCGAAUUCGGGGGAAAGUCAAGCGACUAUGGUCAGUUCGCCUACACAGGAGCAAGCGCCCUCUUUCCCUGUUAUGGCCCAGCCUGCUGUGACACCGUCGAAGGAACCUGCGGCGGUGCCAUUUUCGUCUGGCCGUCGUCGCGGCAGCUCUGUGGUGAAAUCCGACGCACCCAACUGGCGCAAUGCGGUCGAGACGGGACCUACGCCGCCUAUUUCGCCCCCGAGUCAAGCGGAUAGUGCCCGCAGACCGGCGGGACCCGUGCGUGCAGAGACUGCUCCGGCGAGCCCCGCAGCGGCGUCCGACGUGCAACCUGUCCUUCUCGCUUCGGGCCGUGCUGCUCGUCGUGCAGCCGAAGCUGCGGCGCCGGCGCAGACUUCGACUCUCACGAAGGAAGGUGACGCACCGGUGCUUCUUGCUUCCGGCCGUCGUCGUUCUCGCGCUCCGUUGACGCAGACCACUUUCAAUGGCGAUGAGAAACCUGCUGCUACCACAGCCUACACGCCCGAACCCGCAACUCCCGCGCAAGCUCCAGCUCCCCAAUGGGGCGUCAACCCCCAAGCAUGGGUCAACCCCGCGCACCAGGUCUCCGCAAGCUCAGCCUUCUCCCAUAAAAACGACUCGAUCAGCACAUCCAACGGCUUCGUCGACCCCUGGGCCCAACCGCCCUCCCAACCCCUCUCUCAACCCGCAGCCCCCUUAACCGCCGACCCCUGGGCCGCGCCACCCACCUCCGUCCAAAAACGCAUGUCCCAAUCCGGUGCCCCCGAUCAAUGGGCCUCACCCACCCGUGGCCAACCCACCCCUGCCCCCGCCAGCCCCAGCAUCCGACUCGCGGCUGCUACGGGAUGGGGCGCGCUUCCGAAGCCUCCACCGGCUUCAGGCGCCAAUGUCUGGAGUCCACCCACCAAUUCGCAGUUUGCGUCUCCAUCCUCUUUCCAACAACAACAACAACAACAAACCAGGGAGAAUGGAUACUUCAACCCCCCGCAACCCACCCCGACCCCAGCGUCCUACUUCAGCAACCCGCACGGGCCUUACCCCAUGCAACAAGACCCUUACAACGCCGCCCCUUCCCAACAAGUCCAACGCACCCCGUCCAUCACCCGCCCCCAUCAACAACAACCCCAACAACUCGCCCCCCACACAUUCACCUACUCCCACCCAACCCCAACCCGCGGCCGUCUCCUCCUCAAACUAAAAAUCGAAACCCAAACAGGCGGCCACCAACAACUCGCCGUCCACGAGUUCGACGACCCCAACCAACUGGCGACCGAGUUUUGCGCAUGUUGGGAUAUGAUGGGCUUCCGUGAACCGCUUGUACGGCUGAUCAGUGUGCGCAAGGGGAAUGCGGGGAGGCAGAGGUUGAUGAUGCAGCAGCAGCAGCAGCAGCAACAACAACAACAGGGGCAUGGGAGGGGGCGGUGAACUGGGCGUUUUUGAUUGUGGGAUUGGGAUCUUUUCUUUAUCUAUUGGACUUUGUAUCGGCAAAUCAUUUUCGGCACGGCGUACCAACAAUCCUCCUAAUGAACUCCCCCAUUCGUCAUAAGACGCUUCGAAUAGCAC
Molecule: messenger RNA, 3244 nt
Organism: Fimicolochytrium jonesii
Lineage: Eukaryota; Fungi; Chytridiomycota; Chytridiomycetes; Spizellomycetales; Powellomycetaceae
Exons: 4
Coding region: 98-3106 (1002 amino acids)
Biological process (GO): SCF-dependent proteasomal ubiquitin-dependent protein catabolic process
Cellular component (GO): SCF ubiquitin ligase complex
Source: RefSeq, a predicted model, not a curated record